This is a messenger RNA of Lodderomyces jiufengensis, 1557 nucleotides long. RefSeq names its product Zn(II)2Cys6 transcription factor WOR2 (gene WOR2). NCBI's taxonomy places the organism in Eukaryota, Fungi, Ascomycota, Pichiomycetes, Serinales, Debaryomycetaceae. Gene Ontology annotation, biological process: regulation of DNA-templated transcription. The transcript has a single exon. Bases 1 to 1557 code for a protein of 518 amino acids. Gene Ontology annotation, molecular function: zinc ion binding; DNA-binding transcription factor activity, RNA polymerase II-specific. The record is from RefSeq and is a predicted model, not a curated record.
AUGCCACCAUUGCCCUCUGUAUCUGAACUACUACAUUCAACAAAUAAAAAACCCUUAAAUUUACAGAGGCAACAUGUCAAUGAUGCAAACAAUACAAUAACACAAGCACAAAAUAAUAACAACGUUAUAGAGAACGAGAUUAAACAGCCGAGUCUGAGACUAGCAAUACCUCCCCCUCCUCCUACACAAUCAUCAAAUCAAUAUACGGAUCAAAAUCAACGACUACCUUCAUUUUCAAACACAAUUAUUUCUUCAUCAUCAUCUUCAUCAAUAUUUGAUAAAUCACCGAAAGGAAUAUCUAAUCAAAUUCCAAAAUUCUCUUCCAGUAGCAUAAAUUUAUAUUCACACAAUUCAGAUACAAACUCAAGACUAAACAGUUCAUUACCACUAAGAAGAUCAACCGAAUCUGCAAUUUAUGAUAACUCGUCAACUUAUAAUAUAAAUUUAAAUAAAAGAUCAUCUUGUGAUAUUGCUAGAUCUAGCUCUAUACAUCAAUUGAUAAAUCAUCAAGAACAACCACAACAACCAGCACAACCAGUACAACCACCACCUCCAGCACCACCACCAUCACAACCUCAUCCAAUUCAAUUUUUACCUCAAAAAUCAUCAACCACAAAUUUACCUCCUAAUUUGUCACAAGAUAAAAAAAAGUCAAGUCCAGUGAUGUUAUCUCCUAAAAGUCAAAAAAAACCGCAUAAGAAUAUAUCAACUCAAAAUGUAUCAAAUAGUCAUGAACUGAUCAAUAAUACUGGUGCAAGUCAUCAAACUCAUCAUCAUAUUAAUUAUUCUCAACCAUUUAAUUCUAAUGCUGGAGAUCAAUUUCAACCACAAGUAAAUUCAACUCAGCCACAACAAUUACAACCUGAGUAUUUAAGUCAAAUGCAACAUUUACAACUACAGCAACAACAACAACAACAACAACAACCAAUAAUCCAAAACUCGCAUGUACAAAAUAUCUAUUCUCAUCCUAGUAUUCAACAACAACAACAAAAACGUUAUAGUAUACACUUUCCGACAAACUCAAAUCCACCACCACCAUCAAACUAUUUUGUACCACCUCAUUAUCAAUCCGAAAUGUCAUUCAAUUCUCAGCAUCCCCCUACACGUCCUCAACCACAAUUUUAUGGUCAACAACCUUAUAUUCCUAUACCUCCACCAAAUCCAUACGAUCAACAACAUGUUCAUCUACAAAAUUUACAAUUACAACAAUUACCUCCACCACCACCACCAAAUUACCCAUACACAAAUCAACCCCCAGGUAUGCCAUUACAACAACAACCAAUACCAUUGCCGCAUCAUCAUACAUUAGGUGAAGAAGAAAUAUUAAUACAGGAUGAAAAUAAUGCAUUAAUGAAUAAAAGAAAAAUCAUCAAGAAAAGAACAAGAACGGGAUGUUUAACAUGUAGGAAAAGAAGAAUUAAAUGUGACGAAAGGAAACCAAUGUGUUAUAAUUGUGAAAGACUGAAAAAAGUUUGUUUGGGUUAUGAAAACUUAGAUAGUUUAUCAAAAAAGAAAAAAUUCAGAGAUACAAGUUUAGAUUUACCAAUGUUUCAAUAA